Messenger RNA from Astrephomene gubernaculifera, 1385 nucleotides. The record is from the annotation of a GenBank genome assembly. NCBI's taxonomy places the organism in Eukaryota, Viridiplantae, Chlorophyta, Chlorophyceae, Chlamydomonadales, Astrephomenaceae.
CUCUGCGGAAACGAACGUCAACAGUAAUCGCGACUUAGCCGCUCCCUGACUAUUCGGCACCUUACGCGACCCUUACAUCCCGAGACCAAUUCUCUUAUCAGCGCCGAAGGCCGGGCGCUUGUAGUAGGGCGCCCGCGCCAAGAUGGAGUUCUGGAAGCUUGUCCAGCAGCCAGUGCGGCAUAAGAACCUAGUAGUGAAGCUGAUGCGCGACAUUGAAAGCGGCAACUUUAUUGCGCCAAAGGCUUAUGAUGUCCUUAUAAGAUAUCCCACGGAGCAGCUGUCCCUCGGCAUGACGCAGCUACCAAAAGUGGACCUUCCAGAGAAGCCACUGAUAAAGGCUUUCCUGCAAAAGUAUCCAGAGGCCAAGUACGAGCCGGUGGCGCUGGACUCCUUCCGUCCGCCCCUGGCGCGGCGUUUCGUGCAGCGGCAGGUGCAGCUCAUGCAGGCGGGCAGCGACACGGCGUCCGCAUUCACGCAGGCGGAGAAGGAACUCGCGGAGCCGCUGAAGGCGCUCAGCAGGCCGCAGCUCAGCUCCGCCAGCGGGUCCAACCCCGUGGAGCUGCUGCUGGCGCAGGAGCAGGAGCAGCUGGACGCGGGGCUGGGGGCGCUGGCGGCGCAGAGGGCGGGGGCGGCGGCAGCGGGGGGAAGCAGCUGAGCGGGUGCAACAGGUGCUGAGUAUCGGGGCUCCUAGGCAGCAGGGGUGCUGCGCGGCGGGGUUAGUGGAUGUUAGGUUAGCAGCGGCGGAGCUGAGCAGCGCCCGGACCUGGGGAGAGGUGGAGCGGAGCAGGGGGCACAUGGGAGGCGCGCACUGCAUGAGGAGAGGUGUAUGUGCGCGGUCUGAUGAUACAAUGCGGGCCGCAUGCGUGUGGGAGCACAUGGAUGUGCAAAGGGGUCUUCCAGUGACCGGGUGGAAGGAGAGAGGCGACAGGCAGAGUGCCAACAGGGUCCUCUCAUUGCGCACCUUGUUUUGUUAAAAGGGGGAUGAGAACCCUCGCGGUAGUGGCUGUGAGCGCAUGUGGGGCUCCCCCGCAUGCAUGUGCGGAACGUGCUGGGGGGGCUGCAGCUCGGAGCUCUCCUCGGGCACUGCACCAGCUACACCACUUGCCAGGCCAAUGGUUGGACCUGCACUCAUACCUCGGGAUAUUCGGUGCUAUUGGGUGGUUGGCGGGAGGCGGCGGAGGGCAGUCACAGUGCAGCCUGUUCAUAACGCGACGGCAGCGGGCGGGUAGAGCUCUGGUGUGCGGCACCGAAGAGGCCGUUAUGAGCCUUCAUGCGAGGGGUUUGCGGAAAGGGGCGGGAGCUACGGUUAUUCGAACGGCGUGCGCGGUCGGGCCUAUCCUUGCGUAUACAUGGGCACAGCACAGUCACGUAUAGCGAUGAGCAGU